GGGCUUUACUGGGCUUGUGUUGAACGACUUGGAUUCAGCCAGAACUUGAACCGGCCAUGUCCUUUUCGGCAUCUCCGUUGUACAGAAUGAGAGAAAUGCCGUGUGUCAGGGAUCCUUUUCCGUUUCCCUUUGGGCACCAGUGCAGAGUUCCGGGAGCCCGCAAAGUCUUACGGCGUUUCGCGUGGCCUUUGGCCACGUUUUGGGAAAUCCACUGAGCUCACCACCGCAGCAGAGCUUUUCCGCGAACCGCGUGGGAAUUGGUGGUGUGGGCAAGAGGUUGGGCGAGAGGGUUGGUCCUUUGUGCAGGCCUGACCAGGUGGAGAUUGAACAAAAAUAGCGUUUCUGCGUCCGACAGGCUUCAAAAUCCAAAUCAUCGAAUUGGCCUCGAUCCGAACCGAACUGAAGAUGCACACGGCAAACAACCAUUUCAAAGUGGGACUUUUGAGGAUGGUGAACAUGGCUACGGUGAACGCUUGUGCCGAUUGAUUUGAGGAGACUUGUGAAGGGCGAAUUGGGGUGCUUUGUGUGACGCUUUGUGCUCGAGUCGUUACAUGAGUAGUGGUGGUUUUUCAGUGUUGUGGGCGCAGAGGGUCAAUUCAAGUGUAUUCAAACAGUAGCAGAGAGCAGUUUGUGGUUCUUCUUUGGAGGUUCAUUGGUUGUAUUGCCUUGUCUAGAUGAAGUAUGAUGAAGUUGUGUUAGCUGUAGUCUGGAAUUUGCUGUUUGCCUUUAUGCACAUGGCUGACUAUGACCUUCUGCUGAAGUUCAUGGUAGUUGGUGAUGCAGGUGUUGGCAAGUCUUCUCUCCUCGUACGCUUUGCUGAUGGGACCUUUGUCGACAACUAUCUUUGCACCAUUGGCGUGGAUUUCCGGAUCCGCCGGAUGUUUCUGGACGGAAGGCAUCUGAAAGUGAACGUCUGGGAUUUGUCGGGGAACCCACGCUUCAGUCUCAAUGCCCUGGCGCGGGCGGCCUAUUCCGGCAUCAAAGGAGUUUUGGUGAUUUUCGACAUGACGGACAGAGAGACUUACAACAAUGUCCUACAUUGGAUCGAGGAGGUACGGCCCAGACGAGAUCAGGAGAUGUGUAUGAUUUUGAUCGGCAACAAAGCGGAUCUGUCGCACCGCCGCGUGGUGUCCUACAAGGAGGCGGCCAGUCUGGCGCAACGGAUGGACAUGAAGUAUUUGGAGACCUCGGUGAAAACUCAGCAGAAUGUGGAAUUGGCUUUCGAGACCUUAGCGCAGGAGGUGAUGCGGCAAUACUUCCCACGUCGACGAGAUGAUGUGAAGCAAAGGGAGAGCUGCUUUUGUCUUGGAGGAUGUUGGUGAUUGGGGCAUGAUCCUCGAGAUGCUCAUGGUGCCGAUUUCCUGGUAGAGCUUCCAACAGACCAUCACAGAUGAUGGGUCAUCAUCUUCAUACUCGUGGCGAUGAAGAGCCGCUCGCGGUCUUUGUGGAUUUGCUCCGUCCAAGUGGCGAACACGGCCACGGUCUCCUAUGUGAGUCGGGAGGUCCAGCAGUUCAGGUCCAGGUCUCCUAUGCCGCUUUGUGAUGAUCUGGUGGACAUGGCAGAGGGGAAGCCCUGUUCAAGAGCUGCUCCUUCACUUCUACGUCGAACUAAAGGAUUUGAGAGCAGGACGCUGCGGCAGUCACUUGCUAUUCUGCCAAGGGAGAAUGGGAGGAGUGGCCUGUGAGAGUGUGAGUUGGUGUGAGGCAGGAUGCAGGCAGGUCGGCCAAAGUUGCUUGGUACUGCGCAGC
Durusdinium trenchii is the source of this 1749-nucleotide messenger RNA. NCBI's taxonomy places the organism in Eukaryota, Dinophyceae, Suessiales, Symbiodiniaceae. The record is from the annotation of a GenBank genome assembly.